Colius striatus (speckled mousebird) is the source of this 666-nucleotide messenger RNA. RefSeq names its product ring finger protein 222 (gene RNF222). NCBI's taxonomy places the organism in Eukaryota, Metazoa, Chordata, Aves, Coliiformes, Coliidae. The transcript has a single exon. The record is from RefSeq and is a predicted model, not a curated record. Bases 1 to 666 code for a protein of 221 amino acids.
AUGUCUGAGGCCUCAGCCGCCAAGGAGCCCGGCCCGGCCGAGUGCCCCGUGUGCUACGAGAAGCUGCAGGCCCGGGAGGCCGCUCAGCGCCGCCUCAGCUGCGGCCACAGCUUCUGCCACGACUGCCUGGUGAAGUGCCUGCUGUGUGCCAAGCUCAACGGGCAGCUCCACAACAGCAUCAUCUGCCCCGUGUGCCGCUACGUCACCUUCCUCAGCAAGAAGAAAGCCGUCUGGCUGCCCAAGGCCGGCGCCGAGGCCCGGCCGCUGGAGACGCCUCUGUCCCCUUCCUCUUUGGCCCAGCUCACCAAACUGGAGGCCGGCAACACCUUGGUGGUGCCCAGCCACUUUGUGAUGCCCCUGCAGAGCUUUGAGCGGUGCUGUGGCGCCGGGAGCGGCCCCCUGGGCUCGCAGGGGGUCCCGGGGGAGCUGCCCCGGGAAGCUCACGUCUUUGUCAUCAGCCAGCACGGGAUGCCGCUGCUGGACACGGGCUGUGGCUCCCUGCGCAGGGGCAGCGGGGCAGAAACACACAGCUCGGUGUCAUCCAGCCUGGCACUGGGGGUGAAGUGCUGCCAGUCACCCAUUGCCCUCGCUGUCCUCCUCAUCCUGACCGUGGCCAUGCUGGCAGCCGUGCUGCCUUGGCUACUGCUGGUCAAGAGGGACUCGUAG